UCAAUUCAGCACUGGGAAGGAGACAGCUCCCUCCCCCCAAAAAACCAGCGCGCCUCACGUUGCACAGGUCCCCGGUUAUUGAUAACACAAUUUGCCCGAUGGGAUUCAUCCCGGUAACGUGUAACUCGUGGAUAUAGGGACUGGAGAACAGACAGCCGGGACCGAAAAAAAACAACGAUUUGCUCAUCAUCAACGACAAACAGAAAUCCGAGCCCACCCCUUCACUUGACAACGCGACAUCAUCCAGGCAGAAAGGCUUACAUCUCAUCUUUCCAUACUCCAUCCACCCUAACCUGCUGUGUUGGGGAAACCCCUAAUGAGUGGGACCUGUAUCCAUGAGCCCCGUGCCCCUUCCCCCUCCCUGUCAGGCUUCAGCACCCCCAUCUCAGAACCCCCCUAUCGAAGACUCGAUGGAGACACCCCUGCCUGCACCCCAGAAACGGACCUGACCCCCACACAGUGUGUCCUCCGUAACGUGCUGUCCAUCGACACUGGUGGACCGGGGGCGCCAGGCGGCAGCAGCCCCACUCCCAGUGAUGGAACCUCAACCCACUUUGACAACAGCGUGCUAAAACUACAUGAACAUGAGGCCUGCCAGUGUUGCGGCGGGGCCGAAGCGGGGCACAGUCCAGAGGCUGGUGCUGUUCGGAGCCAGUCGGAGAACAUUCGGCUACAAUCAGGAAGUGGAGGUUUUUUGGAGGGACUGUUUGGCUGCCUAAAACCAGUCUGGACCAUGAUUGGAAAGGCCUACUCCACUGAACACAAACAUAGCCAUGAAGGUCUGAGUUUAGAGUCCUGGGAGGUUCCUUUUGAGGAAAUCUCCGACCUGCAGUGGGUGGGCAGCGGGGCACAGGGGGCCGUCUUCCUCGGCAAGUUCCACGGAGACGACGUGGCUGUAAAGAAAGUGCGGGAUAUCAAAGAGACCGAGAUCAAACACCUCCGCAAACUCAAGCACCCCAACAUCAUCACUUUCAAGGGCGUGUGCACCCAGGCUCCUUGUUACUGUAUCUUGAUGGAAUACUGUGCCCAAGGCCAACUGUAUGAGGUGCUGAGGGCCGGUCGUAAAAUCACUCCCUCCCUCCUGGUUGACUGGUCCAUGGGCAUUGCAGGUGGCAUGAACUACCUACACCUCCACAAAAUCAUCCAUCGAGACCUCAAGUCCCCCAACAUGCUGAUUACACAUGAUGACCUAGUAAAGAUCUCAGACUUUGGCACCUCAAAGGAGCUUAGUGACAAGAGCACCAAGAUGUCAUUCGCCGGCACCGUAGCUUGGAUGGCUCCUGAAGUAAUUCGGAAUGAGCCAGUGUCGGAAAAGGUGGACAUCUGGUCCUUUGGAGUGGUGCUGUGGGAGAUGCUAACUGGAGAGAUCCCUUACAAAGAUGUGGACUCAUCUGCCAUCAUCUGGGGUGUGGGAAACAACAGCCUUCAGCUGCCCGUUCCUGAGAGCUGCCCCGACGGCUUCAAGAUCCUCCUCAGACAGUGCUGGAACUGUAAGCCCAGGAAUAGGCCCUCUUUCCGUCAGAUCCUUCUUCAUCUGGAUAUAGCAUCAGCUGAUGUGCUGUCCACUCCACAAGAGACAUACUUCAAGUCUCAGGCUGAAUGGCGAGAAGAGGUGAAACAGCACUUUGAGAAGAUUAAAUCUGAGGGUACUUGUAUCCACCGACUCGAUGAGGAACUGAUCAAUCGACGCAGAGAGGAGCUCAGGCAUGCUUUGGACAUUCGCGAGCACUAUGAGCGGAAACUGGAGAGGGCUAACAACCUUUACAUGGAGCUCAGCGCUGUCAUGCUGCAGCUGGAGCUCAAAGAGAAAGAGCUGCAGAGGAGAGAGCAGUCUUUGGAUAAAAAGUAUCCAGGCUUGUUUAAGCAUCACAGCUCCAGGCAGAGCAGCUCCUCCAACUCCAUGGACAAACUCAUCAAGAAGAGAAAUGUCCCACAGAAACUGCCCUCGGGAAAGAGGCCAGACAUCCUCAAGUCUGAGGUAAUCAUUCCCAAAAUGGACUCCUCUGUGAUGCAAGUCACUAUCCCAGCCUGCCCCAACAGAAGCUCCACUUCUCCCAGCCGGUCUCGGAGGGUAAAGACCCGACAUCGCAAGCCCGGGAAGGGCAGCAGUGGGGAUCUGGCUGGACUUAAGGCAAAUCAGUCCUCCCCUAAUAGGGACACGACUGCCCAGGCUAACAGUUCUACCACUAAUACCUCUAAGCAGCUCCUGGAGCCCUCUGCAGCCCUGCUGGGCCUCAGCCAUGAGCAGCAGCAGAGGCAGCUAUCCUCCUCCAGCCCUGACCUCAUCUGCACCACGCUAGAGGCAGAGGGGCAGGGGAAAGGGGAGUCCUCUGUGGGCGGGCUGGAGAGAGGGGGGAGCCUCAGUGCCUCCGCAGGGUUAGGGGGAUCAGAGGCGGGGGCAGCUGGUCUAGAUGAUCUCACAGAAACCCCUCCACGCAGUGACACGCCGAGCGAGGAUGCUGCGUCGUUCCCGUUCUCCAGCAGCCCAGACUCACCAUGUGGGAGGGGCGCGGCAGCAGGGCGGGGGUCCCUGGGAUCUCCACGUCUGCCUCACGAUGGGGAGGAUAAAGAGGAGGGAGCCGGUGCUGUGAGGUUGCCCCGUGGGGCAUCAGGGGGAAUUGGGAGUCAGCACCUCACUCCUUCAGCCAUUCUGUACAGGGCAGCUAUCACACGCAAACAGAGGCGUGGAGUGUCAUCAGAAGAGGAGGAGGGUGAAGUUGACAGUGAGGUUGAGUUACCAAGGAGACGACGUCCGACCAGCAUCACCAAGUGCCAGUCGGUGUCUACCUUCAGCUCAGAGAACCUGUCGGUGUCGGACGGCGAAGAGGGCCACACUACUGACCACUCUCACAGCGGCACCCCCGACGUGGUCAGCACCAACACAGACGACAGGCUGGACGACCGCAGCGACGACCUCCUCUCUCAGGGGUCCGAGAUCCCGGCGGACAACACUGAUCCUGCGCAGAUUUCCGAUGGCCUGUCGGAGAGAGACGGAGCGCUAGGACAGGCCAAACCUCAGCUGGACGUCGAGCAGAAUCCUAAUGAGAGUCGGGCCAUGUGUGAUGACUCUGACUGCGACAGUGCUGAGCUGGAUCAGUCAGGUAGCGGAGAGCCCAGUCGUCCUCCCAGUGCUGGAGCAUGGGUGUCGCCGUCUCAACCCUAUCAGGGGUCGCCAAAGGUGCCCCAUACAGGACCUCCAUAGAUCACUGGACACUAGCAAAUACCUCCAGCUACCAUCACAGGCGUACACCAAUCUGUCAGUGCAGUACAUUACUGUUGUCAUGAGGGAUCACACCUACUACACCACUCAGACUAUGACAAGUUGACUUAUGGUGUCUCAUAAGUUUGUUGGCUGGCAAACCUACAUCAGAUGACAUAGGACAUUUGUCAUAACCUGACAUCAGAUAUCCUGGCAGCUUGUGACAUCAGAUUAAUGUCAUUUAAUUUCAGAAGGGUUUUUGUUUUAGGCAAAAUAGUUACCAAGGUAACCUUAGCCACUGCUUCGGUUCAGCAAAAACCCUUCCACAGACGCACACGCACGCACAAGAUACCACACUCGUCCUUUAAACACUCUAAUCCUCACUCUGGGAGCAUCUUCCAUGAUACUCCACACACUAAUGCAUUAAAUACUAAUGAAUAAUAAUGUAAAUAUCCAUUACAUACCACAUGAGAAAUAUCUAACUUUAUUUUAUUUGUAAGAUAACAAUGUAAGACUAAACUGUAUGCAGCCCUGUGAACAAAUGCAUGACUACAUGUUUAUAAUUUAUGGUUCGAAUGUGUCAGUUUUAUACUUUGUGAAAGUUUACACUUUUUUAAUCCUGAAAGUAUUACUUCAGUUAUUUUGUUUUGGUUUUUGUUAAUAAAUGUCAGCACUUAAGAAAAAAAAAAUGGAAUGAAAAUCUCACCAAGACGUCGAUCAUGAUGCAUAGUUAGGAUUCUCAGUAGGUAAUAUAUUAUUUUUUUUAACCCUCCUACUACUGAGUUUCAAAUACACAUAAGACAUGAGUGAGGUUUUUUAUUAAGCUUAUCAAAUUUGUGAUAGGAUGGGAGACCUUUGGGUUCACUCAAAAUGCACUUUUGCCAUUGUAUGUAUGCCGGUGUUUCUCCACCGGUUUCUGAAAUGGUUAGCUUUUUGAUUGUUUUAUUAGUAUGAUGUGCGUGUGUUCAUAGAAUACACUAGCAUUGGUAACCAAGGUACUAUCUAAGCAACAAACACUGGUGCUUUAGUAAAGGAGUCCUCCUCCGAUACAGCAUUGCACUCCUAUAACAUUGUCAGACUCAGCAGAAGCAGAGAUACUGUCUGCUUUAUUCCACACCCUUUUCUUUCUUGUCAAAACCUGGUGCCUACAUUACCCACAGCGCAACUUGACAGACAACAGUUUUGUCCGAGAUUCCGAGGUUUGUGGAUAAUGUAGCCUCGAGCCGCUAGCCUCAAGCAGAGAUGAGUGGCGUGCUACAGAGGCCUGGUGAGCUCACUUCUUUUUAACUCCACACCUCCAGAUUAUGUUUUAUUUUCAAAAUUGUAGUCUUCAGACCCAACUGAUGCUGCCACAAAUGACAUCACAAGGCAGUUUAGUUGUAUGAAACCACAAAAGGCUUCAUAAAACUUUUAAAAUCUUGAUGUGUAAAAUUAGCGGAGUUCCCCUUUAAGUAAAGAACCAAAAGGACUCCUUUAGUUCAUGAUGUUCAUAAGCUUCAUAAGAACCUCAACUGUCCCUUUUACCCUUUAAGAUAACUGCGGAGGUAGCCAGAUAAGGAAUAGAGCACUUUUCUGUGGUGUUUGCUAGUAGAACAGCAAGUAUCCUUUGGGUUUAAAUAGAAAUGUUUUGUUUUUAUACAGCAUUGCACAUUGUACCUGUAACAUAGGAAUUAUAUCGAAAGCGAAAUAUUAUGAGCAACAAUAAAUAAUGUAUUGGUUAAAAAAAGAAAAAAAAAGUGAAAAGUGUGAUGUUUGUUUAAAAAGAUGGGUUGGUCAUUGGCUACAGUGUGUGCUGUUGCUGCAUUAAAUAAGACAGCUGAACGAGAAAUAAAUUACUAUUUUCAAUGACUUUAAGCAUGUCCAAA
Messenger RNA from Perca fluviatilis (European perch), 5064 nucleotides. RefSeq names its product mitogen-activated protein kinase kinase kinase 12 (gene map3k12). Bases 317 to 3202 code for a protein of 961 amino acids. The transcript is spliced from 14 exons. The record is from RefSeq and is a predicted model, not a curated record. NCBI's taxonomy places the organism in Eukaryota, Metazoa, Chordata, Actinopteri, Perciformes, Percidae. Gene Ontology annotation, biological process: protein autophosphorylation; JNK cascade. Gene Ontology annotation, molecular function: ATP binding; JUN kinase kinase kinase activity.